UGCUCGUUUGCUGGCCAGGAAAAGCCCAUGAUGGUCCGACCCAACAACACCACGCGGGGUUGAUAAGGUGAGACGACCAAGAACAGGAAGACCUAGACCUACCUCCCAUUCCUCCCUCCUUCCGCCGCCGCCGUUCAGCUCCAGGUUCCCCGCCGCCGCUGUGCUCCAGGUUCCCCGCCGCCGCCGCUCAGCUCCAGGUUCACCGCCGCCGCCGCUCAGCUCCAGGUUCGCCGCCGCCGCUCUGCUCCAGGAGAUCGUCGGAGAGGAUGAAGCGGCGGAUCCUGAACCUUGGGUUGUAUGACGGCCUCAGGCACUUGUAUUCGCUCCGGCGCUUGGGCCUCCUCAAGAUUAAUUUUUUUCACCCCACGGCGGAACAAGUUGCCGCGCAUGGCAAGGUGUUGCCAACAGUACUGACGCCCGCCGAGGCCAACACGACAAGGACCUCCAGCACUAAUCUGGCGGCGGCGGAGGCGGCGGCGCCCAAGAUUGAUCUGCCAAAAACCGAGCUGGUCAUAAGGCCGCCGCAGCUCGACUACUACAUGUUGAACCAUCACACCGUUCAUUUCUUGCCCACCGCCUCGGAGAGCAAGGUCGUCUUGGUCGACCGCGGGAACCGCAUGCUGCGCUUCGACGUCGUCGAUGGCACCCGCUGCAUCGAUACGCUGCCAUGGCUCCACGGACCCAAGGUGAUGCCCAUGUCCAUCUCCGUCCCUCCAACGGAUGUACACCUCUAUGACGGCGAACACACCGGCGAUCUCUACAUCAUCGAUGGCCUCCUCUACCCGCACAUGGCGGAGGAGCGGCCGCAGUUCGAGGCCCUGGUGUGGAGGGGGAUCCGCCCGACCCAUCACAGCUUCUGGCACUGCGACAUCCUCCCACUGCCGCCGUGGAUCACCCACCACAAGCGCGCCUUCGUCCACGGCCAUGCCCUCGUCGGCGACACCAUCUGCUUCUCCAUCUCUGGCACUGAGGAUGCCAGCACCUCCAACUCUGCAGGCAUCGAGGGUGCCGGCACCUACUGCUUCCACAUUGCGACUCGUGAGUGGAGCAAAGCUGGCGACUGGCUCAUGCCCUUCCAUGGCAAGGCGGAUUACGUCCCUGAGCUUGGCCUCUGGUUUGGCAUCUCUUCGCAAGGCAACCUCCCCUGCGCUGCUGACCUCUCGGGCGUUGUCACAGGGGAGGAGCCGUCGCCGGACAAGAUGCGGAUCUGGGCUCGUGAUGACCUGCCAGAGGAGUGGCAGCCUGACAUUUUGUUCAGGUCCAAGGUAGCGAGUCUCGGUUCUGGCAGGUUCAUCCUCAUGGACAUGUUGGAUACCAUUGCACCUGCAUCUGGCAAGGAAUUUACCCUCUUCACUGGUAUGGAGCUAGCGUUCAGCAAUGGCAGCAAAGGCAACGAGAGUGGCCACCACAAUAGUAGAGGCAACGAGAGCAGUAGCUCUGGUGACGAGAAUGGCGCCAAAGGCAAAGGGACAAUGUGUGGCCUCCGUAUGAUCAAGCACAAAUCCGGUCGUUACAUGUUGAAGAGGAAAUUGGAGAUCAAGGCGGUGUUCUGAAUGAUUCAGCAAGUCAUUUUGAACUGAACUGCAGCUAGUGUAUGCAUGCAUGCAUUCUGUUACUUAAUUUGCUAUCUUGAGUCAGUCAGUCUAGUGUUGCUGCUCCAUCUCCAUGUUUACAGCAACUAGUGUUGCUGCUCCGUGUUAAGCCGGGUUAACUAAUCUAUCUUGCUGUAUGAUGAAACGUACUACCAUAAAUUGUACGUACCUCCCUGGUGUUAUUCUGGACCAUUUCCAUCUAGUAUUUGGAUUUGCUGCUGAGCAAAUAAUUGUUUGAUUUGAUGGCAAUCAAUUUUGUAUCCUUAAGCUUA
This is a messenger RNA of Triticum urartu, 1864 nucleotides long. Lineage: Eukaryota; Viridiplantae; Streptophyta; Magnoliopsida; Poales; Poaceae. The record is from RefSeq and is a predicted model, not a curated record.